This is a messenger RNA of Paramuricea clavata, 192 nucleotides long. Lineage: Eukaryota; Metazoa; Cnidaria; Anthozoa; Malacalcyonacea; Plexauridae. The record is from the annotation of a GenBank genome assembly.
AUGAAAAGAAUGAGAACGGCUGCAGACUCUGAUAGUGCUACACCAGAGAGUGAUGUUGAGAAUUCGUAUAACACUGACAACGAAGUGGAAACUGAUUCUGCGUCAGAGAGUGAUUCUGAUAAUGUAGAUGAUACUAAUAGUGAAGUAGGUGAUGAAUACGAAAACGAUCCCAUGGGUUCCUUUACAAGCUGA